AUGCUCGCACGAGGAAACCUUCUGGCCAAGAGCGCCCGCAGCGUGGCCCCCGUCACCGCCCGCCGCGGCUACAAGACUUACCAGUCCAAGUUCGGCCCCAAGUACUCCACCGCGCCUCACUUCCACGGAAUCAGCCUUAGCAGCGCCGCCAAGAUCGGCACCACUGCUGCCGGCUUCGGCGCCGCCGCCGGUGUCUUCGCCAUCUUCUUCUUCGCCGAGGUCCCCCGCGUGCGCGAGGACAUCAUGAAGAAGGUCCCCAUCCUGGGCUCGUUCUUCGACGUCAAGAUCGCCCCCGAGGACAACCCUUUCUAA
Messenger RNA from Lasiodiplodia theobromae, 312 nucleotides. RefSeq names its product Cytochrome b-c1 complex subunit 10. Gene Ontology annotation, biological process: mitochondrial electron transport, ubiquinol to cytochrome c. NCBI's taxonomy places the organism in Eukaryota, Fungi, Ascomycota, Dothideomycetes, Botryosphaeriales, Botryosphaeriaceae. The transcript is spliced from 4 exons. The coding region runs from base 1 to 312 and encodes 103 amino acids. The record is from RefSeq and is a predicted model, not a curated record.